Messenger RNA from Peromyscus leucopus (white-footed mouse), 2769 nucleotides. RefSeq names its product zinc finger MYND-type containing 10 (gene Zmynd10). Gene Ontology annotation, cellular component: centriolar satellite; cytoplasm. Gene Ontology annotation, biological process: inner dynein arm assembly; motile cilium assembly; outer dynein arm assembly. The coding region runs from base 1128 to 2450 and encodes 440 amino acids. The transcript has 12 exons. The record is from RefSeq and is a predicted model, not a curated record. NCBI's taxonomy places the organism in Eukaryota, Metazoa, Chordata, Mammalia, Rodentia, Cricetidae.
ACUCACGUGGGACAGCUCACAAUUGCCUAGGACUCCAGCUCCAAGGGAUCCGAUGCCUCUGGCCUCCGUGUGUAAGCAUUACAGCUCGGAUGUACCCUGGCAGCCGAGAGCCAAGGAAUUACUACCAAGUCACACCGCACACCAAACCUUACCCAAGAGAUUUAUUGGGAGGGAAAACGGGGGCGGCUGCCUCUGCUGGAGCGAGAAAGGGCAGCAAACGGAACAGGAGACAGGGCUUAUUUAGAGCGUCUUGGAAAGGGGGUGGAAUUCUUCAGGGUGGAGCUUUCCAGGGUGGAGAGUGGUGGGAUGUCAUGUCCAGAGAGUGGGCUUUUGAACUCUGUAGCGUGGGGGCAGGUCCAGCAGUUCGAGUAUUCUGUGGGUGGAACCUGGCAGACAGAGGUCCUCAGGGGAGGGGCUUACACGGUGGGCGCCUGCACACACAUGCCCAUGUGCACAGACACAAACAUAAUCUAGAAAUAAAAGAGGAGGGGGUGGGACAAAAAUUGAAGCACAGAGGUAAGAGAGAGGGUGAGAGAGAGGUCCUUCAGAGCAGCUGGUGAGUGCCAGAGGUGCAGACACAGGACCAUCCUCAAGGGAAGAAUGGUAGGUGUACAUCUUUAGGACUCCUGCCUGCUGGGCUGAACACGGGGACACAAGCCUUGAAUUUCAGCACUAAAGAGACAGAGCAGAGGCCCGUGGAUCUCUAUGACUUGGAGGCCAGUUUGAUAUACAUAGGGAGUUCCAGGCCAGCCUGGAUCACAAAGUAAGACCCUGUCUCCAGAGUGCAGGUACGUCGGUCUGUGAGAGACCGCUGUAGUUACUCCAUUUGCGGCUAAGACACUGGUGGUGAGGAUCUGAGUUACUCCAUAGCUGCUCCUGGCCUGGGGAGGUGUGGCGAGGGUGUCUCGAGUCUCGGGCUGCUUAUUGGCAGUGAGGUGGGCGUGGCAAGCGGGGCAGCAGAACGACUCUACGCAGGCGCCAAGCUCACUGGUUCCCAUGGGGACGAGGACCCACGCGCCCCAACGGCUUAGCAACUGUUCUGUCCCAGACUUUGGUCAGGCCACUGGAGUCCGUCAGUUUCCCCAUUCCGACUGCUGCCCAAAGCCAAACGAAUCCUGGCCCACGGCAUGGGCGACCUGGAGCUGCUGCUGCCUGGGGAGGCUGAUGUGCUGGUGCGGGGCCUGCACAGCUUCCAGCUACGGGAGAUGGGAUCCGAAGGGUGGAAUAAGCAGCAUGAGAACCUGGAGAAGCUGAACAUGCAAGCCAUCCUUGACGCCACUGUUAGCCAGGGUGAGCCCAUCCAGGAACUGCUGGUCACCCAUGGGAAGAUCCCAACGCUGGUGGAGGAGCUGAUUGCUGUGGAGAUGUGGAAACAGAAGGUGUUCCCGGUCCUAUGCAAGCUAGAGGAUUUCAAGCCUCAGAAUACUUUCCCCAUAUACAUGGUGGUACACCAUGAGGCAUCCAUCAUCAAUCUUCUAGAGACAGUGUUCUUCCACAAGGAGGUGUGUGAGUCAGCAGAUGACAAGGUAUUGGACCUCGUGGACUAUUGCCACCGAAAGCUGAUACUGCUGGUGGCCCGGAACGGCUGUGGUGACCCAUCUGAGGAGGAACGGCCCCAGGACAGUACCCCUAUGCAAGAGCUGCAGAAACAGGCCGAGAUGAUGGAAUUCGAGAUCUCACUGAAAGCCCUCUCCGUCCUCCGCUACAUCACAGAUUGUGUGGAUAGCCUUUCCCUGAGUACCUUGAACCGCAUGCUCAGUACUCACAACUUGCCCUGCCUCCUGGUGGAGCUGCUGGAGCACAGUCCCUGGAGCCGGCGGGAAGGAGGCAAGCUGCAGCAAUUUGAGAAUGGCCGCUGGCAGACAGUGGCCCCCUCAGAGCAGCAAAGGCUGAACAAGCUGGAUGGGCAAGUGUGGAUCUCGCUGUACAACCUGCUGCUCAGCCCUGAGGCCCAAGCCCGAUAUUGCCUUACCAGCUUCGUGAAGGGACAGCUGCUUAAGCUUCAGGCCUACCUCACGGAUACACUGCUUGACCAGCUGCCCAACCUGGCCGACCUGAAGGGUUUCCUGGCCCACCUGGCCCUGGCUGAAACCCAGCCCCCUAAGAAGGACCUAGUGUUGGAACAGAUCCCAGAAAUCUGGGAUCGGCUGGAGCGCGAGAACAAAGGCAAAUGGCAGGCUAUCGCUAAGCACCAGCUGCAGCACGUGUUCAACCCCUCAGAUCAGGAUCUUCGCCGGCAGGCCCAGAGGUGGGCUGAAACCUACAGGCUGGACGUCCUAGAGGCCAUAGCUCCAGAGAGGCCCCGCUGUGCUUACUGUAAUGCGGAGGCCUCCAAGCGCUGCUCCAGAUGCCAGAGUGUGUGGUAUUGCUGCAGGGAGUGCCAAGUCAAGCACUGGGAGAAGCACGCAAAGACGUGCGUUCUGGCAGCCCAAGGUGACAGAGCCAAGUGAAGGCUGCCGCCGCUGAGGGCCGACGGAGGAGCUCACCCAGGAUGUGACUCUGAGCCUCAGGAGCUCUGCCUGGUCCCUGCCAGACCUCAAUUUCCCUGGUGGUGAGCGCAGCUGAGUCAAGUAAAGCUGCAAACCACCACCACCCGACAUAUACACAAGCAAAAGACUCUUCACUUCCUGCCCCACCCAGCGAAUGCGCAGAGAACAGAACUCGGCCGCAGCAUCAGCAAACUGGCAGGCAGGGUUGGGGGGGCGUAAGCAAGGGCCGGAUGUGGAGACCCUCUUCCUUUAUCAGAGUAAAACGGACUCAUGAAAUGAA